This is a messenger RNA of Neofelis nebulosa (Clouded leopard), 2264 nucleotides long. It is a transcript of the gene LGI4, whose product is annotated as leucine rich repeat LGI family member 4. NCBI's taxonomy places the organism in Eukaryota, Metazoa, Chordata, Mammalia, Carnivora, Felidae. Bases 1 to 1617 code for a protein of 538 amino acids. Gene Ontology annotation, biological process: neuron maturation; myelination in peripheral nervous system. The transcript has 9 exons. The record is from RefSeq and is a predicted model, not a curated record. Gene Ontology annotation, molecular function: protein binding.
AUGGGAGGGGCAGGCGUUGUGCUGCUGCUGCUGCUGGCUGGAGCGGGCGCCGGGGUGGCCUGGAGACCACCAAAGGGAAAGUGCCCUCCGAGCUGCUCCUGCUCCAAGGAUAGUGCCCUGUGUGAGGGCUCUCCAGACCUGCCCGAGAGCUUCUCCCCGACCCUGCUGUCACUCUCACUCGUUAGGACUGGAAUCACCCAGCUGAAGGCCGGAAGCUUCCUGAGGGUGCCCACACUGCACCUGCUCCUCUUCACAUCCAACUCCUUCUCCGUGAUUGAGGACGAUGCAUUUGCGGGCCUGUCCCACCUGCAGUACCUCUUCAUCGAGGACAAUGACAUUGGCUCCAUCUCUAAGAACGCUCUCAGAGGACUUCGCUCACUCACACACCUGAGCCUGGCCAGUAACAAUCUCGAGACCCUCCCCAGAUUCCUGUUCCGAGGCCUGGAGACCCUAACUCAUGUGGACCUCCGCGGGAACCCGAUCCAGUGUGACUGCCGCGUCCUCUGGCUGCUGCAGUGGAUGCCCACCGUGAAUGCCAGCGUGGGGACUGGGGCCUGCGCCGGCCCCACUGCUCUGGCCCACAUGCAGCUCCGCCACCUGGACCCCAAGACGUUCAAGUGCAGAGCCAUAGAGCUGUCCUGGUUCCAGACGGUCGGGGAGGCGGCGCUGGGCGUGGAGUCCUUCUCCUACCAGGGGGAGCCCCACAUCAUCCUGGCACAGCCCUUUGCGGGCCGUUGUCUGAUCCUCACCUGGGACUACAGCCUGCAGCGUUUCCGGCCCGAGGAAGAGCUGUCCGCGCCCUCGGUGGUGUCCUGCAAGCCACUCGUGCUGGGCCCGAGCUUCUUCGUGCUGGCCGCCCGCCUGUGGGGCGGCUCGCAGCUCUGGGCCCGGCCCGGCCCCGGCCUGCGCCUGGCCCCCACACAGGCCCUGGCCCCACGACGGCUGCUGCGGCCCAAUGACGCCGAGCUCCUGUGGCUGGACGGGCAGCCCUGCUUCGUGGUGGCCGACGCCUCCAAGGCGGGCAGCACCACGCUGCUGUGCCGGGACGGGCCCGGCUUCUACCCUCGCCAGAGCCUGCACGCCUGGCACCGGGACACGGAUGCCGAGGCCCUGGAGCUGGACGGCCGGCCCCACCUGCUGCUGGCCUCUGCCUCACAGCGGCCCGUGCUCUUCCACUGGCUCGGGGGCCGCUUCGAGAGGCGCACAGACAUCCCCGAGGCUGAGGACGUCUAUGCCACACGUCACUUCCAGGCCGGCGGGGACGUGUUCCUGUGCCUGACACGCUACAUCGGGGACUCCAUGGUCAUGCGCUGGGACGGCUCCAUGUUCCGCCUGCUUCAGCGACUGCCCUCGCGUGGUGCCCACGUCUUCCAGCCGCUGCUCAUCGCCAGGGACCAGCUGGCUAUCCUGGGCAGCGACUUCGCCUUCAGUCAGGUCUUGCGUCUUGAGCCUGACAAAGGGCUCCUGGAGCCGCUGCAGGAGCUGGGGCCCCCAGCCUUGGUGGCCCCUCGCGCCUUUGCUCACAUCACCGUGGCCGGCAGACGCUUCCUCUUCGCCGCUUGCUUCAAGGGCCCCACACAGAUCUACCAGCAUCACGAGCUAGACCUCAGUGCCUGAAACGCGAGGGGACCUUGAGACCUUGGACACGGCUCGGAGGGGAGGGGGCACUGGCGCGGGGAGUCCCAGGCCUCUGGACACUCACUUGAAGGGCCUCCUGGCCCUACCCGGGGUGAUGGUAUCUGUGAGGUACCGACCACAGGCCGAGUUCAACACAAGGGACUUGAACUUCCAGUCUGAAGCAACAUCUCCGCCCGUGGCACACGUUCCGACCAAGCAUGACUUGGGGGCUCGGGCUGGGGCACCGCAAGAAGCUGGGGUACCGAAGCCAUGGUGGGGGCGAUGUGCAGAACUCCAUGAGGUCUGGAAGCGCCCCCUCAAGCCCACUCCCCUCCUGCUCCCUCUGAAAGUACUGAGGAGGAGAGAGCUUUCCUUUCCCUCUAAACUCAUUCUGGCCAAUCUCUUUUAGUGCCCGCCUCCGUGAGUCAUCAGUCGCUGGGCCGGUUUCCCCGCCCGGGCCUGCUAACUUCCUCUGCUGCUUUGUGCGCAUGCCUCCUGCCCAGGCGGAAGCCCAGCGUGUUGGCCCUCUUGCGCCUGCGCAAGAAAUAGGUGGGAAAAUAGGUGUUGUGGCUGGAGCCCCGGCUACCCUUUCUCUGGAGAGGACGGGAAGUGUAUAAGCUCAAUAAACACGCUGUGCACCUGCCUCA